Austrofundulus limnaeus is the source of this 8075-nucleotide messenger RNA. It is a transcript of the gene brd10, whose product is annotated as bromodomain containing 10. NCBI's taxonomy places the organism in Eukaryota, Metazoa, Chordata, Actinopteri, Cyprinodontiformes, Rivulidae. The transcript is spliced from 10 exons. The record is from RefSeq and is a predicted model, not a curated record. The coding region runs from base 715 to 7611 and encodes 2298 amino acids. Gene Ontology annotation, molecular function: protein binding.
GCUGUCAGCGUUUAUGGCGACAUCUAGUGGUUAAAAACGAUAAGGAAUUCUACAUAAAACUGUUUCCUUUGUCACCUUUAACAAACUGAAAUACGUUUCAUCUCACCUGUUAUUAACCAUGUGUAAAAAGCCAGAUACUACCUAAUAAUUGUUGUGCACAAUAAGUUAAAACAGUUUGAGAGAACACGGAGAGGCAGCAGGUUACGUCAGGCUGCUCUCAUGAUCGUGUGCACGCAGGGGUGGAAGUGGAGCAUCUUCGGUGGAGUGGAUGGCUCACUUGUCUUCACACAACCCAGGGACUCGUCUAAGGCUUCUGGAUGCGACACAUGGUGCAACUUUCUCUCAGAAGUAAACGUGCAGACGUUCACAUGCCGUGAAACAGCUGUACAGCCUGACAACAUGUAGUUAGCGGGAUAGCCACUGUUGUAUUGUCAAUCAGCUACAGUUGCUUCGGCUAAAGAGCUCCAUUAGCUUCCCUGCUGUCUGACAUCACUCCGUGCGAUGACGGCAUUUACAAGUCUGCGCAGCUUCUCAUCUUCUGGACAUUAGGCAAAUCAAAAGAAGUAAUAUGGAUAGUGAACGCAGUAAUUGCAGGCCUCAAGUCAGAAACAACAGCCAGCUAACUCAGCUAGCAAGGCUGUCAUAGCUGCUAAGCUCGCUAAAAGCUGCGAAGAGCCUCACUGAUAAGGUGUUUGUGCAGUGGUUCAGGACAACAUGACAGACCAAAUCACAGCAGGUUGUAGCCAGCAAUGGCUCCUCAACCAGGAUGCGACUGUGACAGACCCCACCUCAGCACCUCAGCAGCCCACCUCACACAUCAUUUCCUCUCAAUCCAAGUGGAUGUGCAACAUCUCUGGGGACCCGGAGCUGAUCUUAUCCGAGGACGUGCUCAGCAAUGGCACAUGUGAAGCUGAGGCUCUGGUAGCAUUACGUUGUUCUGACCGCAGUGAACGGGGUACUGCUGGGGGCGAGCAUCUUGCUCUGAGCAACAAUGGCAUGUCGUCGUUUCCUGACAGUGACCUCUCUUUGCCUGAGGUCUGCAUUUCCACCAACAGUGAUAGCUUUGAGGAUGAUAUGAACUAUGAGGUCCAGCAAGCCUACAAGAUUUUCACUACCAUUCUUUUGGACAAACACAAAGCGAUCACCGGCCAGUUUCUUCACCCUAUUGGCCACCAUGAGGUCCAGCACGGUAUCGGAGGGGUCCAGGGCCGGGCUCAUUCUCAACUUAGGCAGUCGAUGUGCUUGCAGAGGAUAAAAGAGAAGUUUAUCAACCAGGAGUUUGAGACGAUAACAGAGUUUGUUGCAGACUUCCGGCUCAUGUUGGAGAACUGUUACCGCUAUCAUGGGGUAGACCACUGGAUCUCCAAACAAGCUCAAAAGCUGGAAACUAUCCUGGAGCAGAAGCUGACGUUACUUUCCAGGACGUUGCGAGAGAAAACGACACUGGCAGUGACAUCUAAAGGGCGUUUUGGCACAGAGGAAGAGCGAGGCUCUGGGGGAACCUCCACAAGGAGACGACCACCAUCUCGUAACCAUCCCACCUUAACUGGGCAUGAGUCCAUCAUGGUACAGAAGCUACGCCUGGAGGAGCAACAGAGGGCCAAGGAGGAGAAGAGGCAACGUGAGCUUGAGAAGAAAGAGGCAGAAGAAAUAUCAGCCAAAGAGGUGGAGGACUGGGAGCAGAGCUUGCUUUCGCAGGCUCAGCCACACACCGUGGACACCCUGUGGGAACUCCCUGCUAUUGGACACUUCCUUUGCCUCGCUCAGACCGCCCUCAGCCUCCCAGAGAUUGUGUUUUUUGAGCUGGAGCGUUGCUUGCUCAUGCCACGCUGCAGCUUGCUCUUGUCCAAAAUCAUGUCCUCCCUGCUGUUCCCACCGCAGCGCAGGGCCACGCUGCACCGGCGCUCUGCACUGCCUUACCGCCGCUGGGAGUCGGAGCUGAGGCAGCGUGUCCUGGCCUGGUACCGAACUGUCGGUGCGUCUCAUGAACAGCAGCGUCGAGCCGAGCGGCUAGGACUUUGUCACCAGUUCUUCAGCACUCUGGGUGAGGUUAGUCCUUUGGAAGAGAAGCCCUUUCAUUUGUUGCCCUUCUACCAGCGGGUUUGGCUUCUGAAGGGACUGUGCGACCAUGUGUAUGAGACGCAAAAAGACGUGCAGGAUGCCGUGCUGGCCCAGCCCAUCCAUGAAUGUAGGGAGUCUAUUUUGGGCUACGACAGCAAAGAGAAUGCCUAUAUACACUUCCCACAUUUCUGUGGAGCAGACCUGAGAAUCUAUUGCCAGAGUCCCAGCACACCUCCAGCAUUUCCCUUCCCCUCUCUUCUGGUGAGAAGAGUUGAAAUGGAUCAAGGACCAGAUGGCGAAGAGUCAGAUGUAAUCAAGAAGGAGGCAGAGAAACCUGAGAUUGCCUGUGAUGGCACCUCGCUGGACUCAGGAGAGUGUGGAGAUUUGACCAAAAGAACAGUGAGGGUUUUCAAAAAAGAGAAGUGGAACAGGGAGGAAGAUGAACAACGGUUUCAGACGUUGUCACCGACGAAAGAAGUGCCUAAAUCAGGAUACUCGUUUGGAAACUCCUGUGAAAACUUUAAAUUGGAUGUAAUACUCCACGCAAACUCUUUUCUUACAAACAGACAAAUUGCUGGAGAAGACGAUGUGAAAAUAAAUUUGAAACAAGAAAUGUCAAACAUAGAGCAACAGCCUAAGCAGGAGCAGGUCUUCUCGUUGGGUUCAGAACGUACCAUUAAAGCAGAAAUACAAGAUCCCUGCUUGAAUGUUGGAGAGCACAGCUACACAGGCCGAUCACCUGCUUCCUCGGUUAAUCUGGGGUCUCCGACUAAACCCAUGGAUGUCAAAAUAGAGGACUUGAGCCCCAGUCAGGGAAACCAAAUCUCUCCCUGUCUGGACUGUUGUAAAAGCAAAACUGGUCAUGCAAAAUCCACAAAGGACGACUACUGCUGCGGUGCAUCUGUACUAGCAACGCAGUUGUCUUCUGAGAGCGCUCAAAACUCAAGUGAAGAGGGGAUGAAUGACAAGAUUUGGACUAAAAAAAGGCACAAGAAAAAGCAAGCCAAAGAUCAUUUGGCAGGGCUAAGAAGAGAGCACAGGCGCAUGUCUCAUGAGGAGGCCACCAAGUCGACAAUUCGAAGAGUUGCCACAACAAUUAAGAGGACGGAAAAAAAGAAAAAACAUAAAACGGGGAAGAAAACUGAAUCUUUGAGGGAAACUAAGGAUGAUGCUCCACCUGAAACAUCAUUUAAGUUGGUUUGCAGCAACCUAGAUGAACUGCGAGAGCUGAUCAGUAAGACUGAAGAUGAGCUUGAUGAACUGGAGAGCAUGAAAAAGAAAUUGGGUCGGUGGUACUAUAAGAAAGAAGCAGUGAAAGAACUCCACAGCACUCUAAUCAGACUUCUGAAUGAACUUUCACCUUGGGAACCAAAACUUAUUAAGGCAUACCAAAGAAACAGACUUCGUUUAAAGAAGGAGUUUGAUGAUUUCAAGAAGCAUCCAGAGUACAAUAGCUUUGUGCGUGAGGAGUGUAUUUCAUCAUCGUCAUCAGAUGAUGAUUACGAUUAUGAGGGGGUUGAUUUGGAAAAGGAUGGUUGUAGAGAACUGGAAGAGGAGGACCAGGAACAUGUUCCUAGAGGCCUUUGGAGUGGAGCAAGCACCAGAGAUUUUGGUGUUGAGCUUUCUGCAGAAGAAACUGUGUCCUGCACAUCUCCAGUCCACCUAAAACACACUCUGGCCUUUAAAGAGAAAGGUGUAGGAUUGAUGCCACGAGUUCAAGGAGUUGGCACCGAUACUGCUUCUGCAGAGUUGAGGGGAGAGUCGCGAUCUGAGAUGAUCCCAGCUAAUCAGUCCUGGGAUUCAACAUGGGUAACAAAGAUACCGACACAUAAUUCAUUGUGUCCCACAUACCCAACCCUAAACUCAACCUGUGGGCUACCCAAGGGCUAUACGCCCAUUCCUACUCUGCUGGCUAAGAGUGUGGGCAACAAAGUGACCUUGAUGAAAAAACCUACUGAUUUCCCAGGUUUUACCAGUGUAGGUAGACAGAGAAAAGGGUCUUUGGUUCCUCUGCCUACCUCUGCAGUUACUACCCUAAAAGUUUCAAAAGCACAAAGUUUUCCAUCCAGUUACCAAGAGAACUCACAGCAGAAACCAUCACAAACACAAGUCCACGAGCAGCCAGGGAUGAAAAUGACCACUCUUCCUCAAACACCACAGGCCAAAUUGUGCCAGACUGAACCAAAAAGUCCUAUCCAAGUGGUGUAUAAGGCACCAGAGGGACUGGGUCACCUUGUAAGGAAAGACAGUAGCAGCAGAAUGCCUGCUCAUUCUGUUGUGGACCAGAAUACUGCAGCAAAAGUUAUGCAACAAGUAGUGUUCCUGCCUUCUAACCUUCUCAUUCAAAAGGCUGAAACGACGACGACCGGUGUGAAUCUGAAACAGUCGACAAGCAUUCAGGUUCCAGUUUCUAAGGUGACCAGCCCUGUACGUAUGUCAACUGAUGUCCCUGGAUUUAGCAUUCCUGAGAGUAAAAUCCCCGUUCAACAAUUGGAUCUGAUGAAAGAUGCGAGCACCGGGAAAAAUCCUACUUUUUCUUUCGUGCCUCAUUUGCAAAGAGGCCCUCUAAAUAUAUCAGGAUCUAAGGAGACACAAAUUUGCUGUGUCCAAACCAGCACACCAAAAGUCAGCUUGGCGACCUCUUCAUCCAUCACAACUGCUUCCAGAGCCAUUUCUACUGAAAGUGUUAUAUUUACAGAACCUAAACAGGAGCUUAAGACUGUGUGUAUCCGUGACUCGCAGUCCAUCUUGGUAACAACUAGAGGGGGAAACACAGGCAUUGUCAAAGUCCAGACAUCCUCAGACCAGAAUCCACUGGGCUCUUUUCCUUCCAGCCCAGUCAUCACCAUUUCUCCUCAGUUAAAAGCCUUCCUUGUAUCUAAGACAACCACUUUGUCUGCUCCUGGUCCUCAGAUAUCACCUUCCACUGUCCCAGCAGUGACUGGUGUCUCAGUGGUCCAAACCCAGAAGAAGGCUCCCAAAUACGCAAGUUCUACACUCACCUCAGUAACAAGUAGCAUUCCUGUAACUAGCUCAGAGCACCAAACAGGCACUACUGUUGCUUUCAGUCAAGGCUCUAGCUUCUCAACAGCUGAAACCAAGAUGCCACAACUGGGGCACGCACCUUCUUCUGGUUCUACGUUUCCCGCUUCAACAUUAAAAAAUGUUGUUUCCAUCCCCUCACCAAGUAACUCUGGUGUUUUCAGCUCUCCAGCUCUCACACAAGAGUUCUUAGGCAAGACUGGUGUGAAACGUGCCAGUACAGAUACUAGGUCCCACGUAACGAAGUACAUUUUAGUUGCUCCAUCUUCCUCUUCAGCCUCAAACAAAGUCACAACAAAGGGGACACCCUCUUCUCCAAAGUCUGCUACCAGUUCAAGAGUGAUUCUCAUGAACCAUCCCACAGUCACCUCAUCUACCACCUUCAUGGGACCCUUACCAACACCAGUGAUGGCAGCUGAGAAAGGACACACAUUGAACUCUUCAACAAGUCAAACGCUAAAGAUGGGGUUAAGUUCACCUCAGCCUGUUUGCAGUGUCAGCUCUGAGGCAUUGUCCAAGACCACCACCAACACUAUGUCCUCAGGCAUUGCAAUCCAAUUGAGAGGAAAUCGUGCAUCUGUUGGACAGACCAUUGGUGCACUAUCACAUUCUCCUUCAACGACCAUGCCAGUGUCUAUAACAGCAAACUGCUUUUCAACAGCUGCCACCAACACGGGACUGGUCCCAUACACAACUUUAAAAACUGACACAAGCUCUUCUACCCAGCUUGGUACUCACAGCUCUCCACUCCAUGGUAUACCCUCCGUAUCUGUUAUCUCUCAAACAAGCUGCUCUAGAUCUACUGUUCCCACCUCGCUAACAGGAAACACGAACAAUAGGGACUUCAGUAUCUUUGCAGGUGCAUCAUCCAACAGCUCUCCCACUGAAGUAACCAGUGCUACCGGGAGUGCAGUUCAAGUUCCUACACUUAACCCUAAACCCUUAAAUGUCAAAAGCAGUGUUCCUGAGGAUAACACAGCUUUGUUUUCUCAUCUUGUCACUAAUAAAACCCAAACCAUCUUUUCCUCUACACCAACCACCUGCACUCCAUUGAACACCUCUACCACUAGCACAGUCCAGCAGAGGGUAAUCAUCAACACAUCAACACACCUUACUGCUGGCACACAGAUCUUCCUGAACAAUGCACGCUUCGUAGUUCCUCCCCAGGGUUUGGGUCCAGGCAGCCACGUCCUUAUCAUCUCGAGCCCUGCAGCACAAGUGCCUACCACCACUCCUGUUAGCACUAGGUCAUUGGCAGCACCCAAAGGGGCAAGCCCUACCAUUGUUACACCUCGGGCGUCAGUUUUACCCCAGUCUACAGCCAGAUUGCCCGGUGUUCCACCUGUAAGUUCUCCUUUUGUAGCGUGCACGCCUGCUGUUGGUCCACCUUUGAUGGGAAGCACUCCACAUGUCGUACCUUUCAGACCUACAGGAGCACCUAGCCUGGGCUCAACACUGAUGCCCAGCAAAACAAAUGGAGUGUCAGCCCUUCCUAGGUUUCCAUUUGAUCAUGCAGGUAACUUUAGAUUACCUCCUGUAUGCACAUCCACUUUGGUCUCUUCCCCACCAAGGCUGGGCUGUGUACCAGCUGUAGUUUCCCCAAUAAAAUCUAGUGCCCCUGCUCUUGGCUCAGCACCAGCUAUAAUCAAGGUAGCUCCUGGUAAAGCCACACAAGCUAAAUCAUCGUCCACCAUAUCAUCUAUAUCAACGGCCUUUCCCAAAUUGUCAGGGGCUUUAUCAUCCUUACCUGUUCUACCCAGCUCAUCAGCAGGUGCUUUGUGUAGCCCUGUCAUGCCAGUUUAUGUACCUCCCUCCUCAGCUGCAGCUUCAACAUUAACAGACACACCAGCCUUGCAUGGUUAUCUUCCUAGCCAGCCAAUGGAUUCUGUGACAACUACUGGACCCUCAGUGCAGCCAGAGCAGACGGAAGUCAAAUUUGCUACACCCUCAAGUGUUCAUCCACAGGGUUUAGUGCAGACUGGACCAGGAAAUACUUUACUUAAAGAACAGAUUGUGCAACCAGUGCUUUCUGGUACAAGGACACAUGUACUGCCAACAAUGUCUGUCCCACCGACGCUGAGUGCAGCAUCCAGAAUGCAAGCACUGCCCGUUGCUACUGUCUCACCAGUUGGAAGCACUGUCAGCCUCUUUGAAAUGGCACCUGUGGUAGCUGCUCCACCAACAAGCGUCACUGUAAUAACAAGUCCAACUCAACCAAUCACGUCACUGUCAGCAAAGUCCACCAUUCAUCCACCUGUCAUACUGACCAAUCCAGCGCUUAGACAUGACUCUUUGCAGACCUCAGCCUUGGAUACGUGUGCCAGUGUACCAUCCAAGCUGCUCAUUAGUCCAGAUGGUGCUGUUUUGAGCACUGUUCAGUGCCGGAGUAAUCCAACAGAGCUGACUGCCUGCCCCAAUCUGCUUGAUGCACUGGUGGUUUCCUCCAAUAGUUCCAGUGGAGCACUACAAACACACGAGUCCACUUUACAGCCUUCUAAAGCAGAGUGAACUAUCAAAACAACACCGACUCUGCUACAUGAAAGUCCAAAUACAAUUAUCCACCUGCUUAGUUUUGACAGGACUCAUGAUGCAUCCAGCAAUAUUUUUGAUUCAUCUUACAAUUUGGGCAGAGUUUAACCUCUGGUUACAUAAUCUUUUCAUAUGUAUGAAUUUGUGUUCUCACACAUACUGAAACUGUAUACUGUGAUGCGUUUCUCAUGUAGAAACUGAGAUUUUCUUGACAUGAAUGUUGCAAUCAUUUAGAGAUUGUUGGCCAGUAAAUUACAACAAACAGGCACAGUUGGAAAGUAUAUAAAAUUAAUUUCAAGCUGAGCGUUUUGCUGUUUUUAUGUUGUAAAUACUGCCUAUUUGUUGGUUUGGUAUUCAUCAUCACUUGUUGCUCUGCUUGAUCUGCCAUCUGCUAAUAAAUGUCUUUUUGAGUUUUGUUUUUUCAAAGAGUACCAGUUUGAAAA